AUGAUAUCUCAGUUACAACAACAAUUGGAACACCAACAUCGACAUCCCUUUGAAACAUCGGAAAAUAAAACUAAUCUCACACAGUUUUGUUUAAAUUUACCUGAUGUAAACUCAGCGGCGCACAUUAUAAAUGGAUACGAUACACAUAUCAGUGUUGACGAGCAGCAGUCAGUUGAACAAGAAAGAUUAAAUAGUACUAACGAGUUUACUGCAAAUCACAACAGUUAUGGUGUAUCUGAGGCCAUUAAACCAAGAAGUUGUGCCACAAUUCCUACUUCUUGUACCACCACAAUUAAUGGAGAUAUCAAAUCAACUGAAGAAACUAAACAAAAUAUCAGCAGAAUUACUUGUACACUCAACAAGCAUAAACUUGACAACCAACUCGGUUCAUGUGUCCAACAUUCACUUCGCUAUCUACCAAAUACUACUAUUACUACUCCUGCUGCUGUUACUAAAAACAGUAUAGAAUUUAGUUCAGAUAUUUGCUACAAUUCAAAAUAUCCUCGAUUUCAUAACUCUUUGACAAAGUAUAACAUUAAUAGUCAUGAUGAUGUUACUACUGAUAUUAAUGACAGUAGUAUAUUAGAACAAACUGGUAACAGUACAGAUUUCUAUGAAUUUCAAAGAAAUGUCAAACAACUUAUAGACUACGAGUUGAAUAGUCAUUUAAGAAAUGAAUACAACUCGACACUGGCACCACCAUUGUCACAACAACCACCGCCACCAGUAUCAUCAUCAUCACCUUCACGGUUAUCGAAAUCAAUUUGCCUAAACAAUGAGACGAUUAAACAUUCAUUGAAUAAAGAAGACCAAGUAGAUGGAGUUGAACUUAACAAGGACAAAGGAAUAAGAGGAAGAGAGGAAGAAGACAACGAAGAUCGAGAACAAGAAAUCAUUGGAAGAAAUAAUGAUCUAAUUGAUGAUACUAUAUUAGAUUCAUUAAGCUUUAAACUAGGAAGAACAAUCGAAAAAAUGGAUGUUUUGAAUAAUUUACAAAAAUUUAGUAAGUUAACAGAUGACCUUAAUCAUCAUUAUAAUAAGAGAUAA
Messenger RNA from Heterobilharzia americana, 1047 nucleotides. The record is from the annotation of a GenBank genome assembly. Lineage: Eukaryota; Metazoa; Platyhelminthes; Trematoda; Strigeidida; Schistosomatidae.